Messenger RNA from Xyrauchen texanus (razorback sucker), 3779 nucleotides. RefSeq names its product N-alpha-acetyltransferase 15, NatA auxiliary subunit-like. The record is from RefSeq and is a predicted model, not a curated record. The coding region runs from base 176 to 2779 and encodes 867 amino acids. Gene Ontology annotation, biological process: N-terminal peptidyl-methionine acetylation. Gene Ontology annotation, molecular function: protein binding; protein-N-terminal amino-acid acetyltransferase activity. Gene Ontology annotation, cellular component: cytoplasm; NatA complex. The transcript is spliced from 20 exons. NCBI's taxonomy places the organism in Eukaryota, Metazoa, Chordata, Actinopteri, Cypriniformes, Catostomidae.
CAGUGUCGCCAUUUUGGUUCUGAAGGGGGGCCUGCUGUCACCACGUGAAGGCGAGGAGCCCCAGACAGCGAAGUUCGGGGGGCAUUUAGGAUACAGUAGACAAUCCGACCAGAAUAUAGCGGAUUCCGAUUCAUGAUCACAGCAAAGUCACGGUGAUCGCCAUUCAAGUAGCACCAUGCCUUCGAUCACUCUGCCGCCGAAGGAGAACGCUCUCUUUAAGAGAAUAUUGAGAUGCUACGAACGCAAGCAGUACAGAAAUGGGCUCAAGUUUUGCAAACAGAUCCUGUCCAACCCAAAGUUUGUCGAACACGGAGAAACACUAGCAAUGAAGGGACUGACUCUGAACUGCUUGGGCCGAAAGGAGGAGGCAUAUGAUUUAGUACGACGGGGUUUACGAAAUGACUUGAAGAGUCAUGUCUGUUGGCACGUGUACGGUUUGCUUCAGCGCUCAGAUAAGAAGUAUGACGAGGCCAUUAAGUGCUACAGGAAUGCUCUGAAAUGGGACAAAGACAAUCUGCAAAUCCUCCGAGAUCUCUCACUGCUGCAGAUCCAAAUGAGAGACCUGGAAGGUUACAGGGAGACCCGGUACCAAUUACUGCAGUUGCGGCCGGCUCAGAGAGCGUCCUGGAUUGGCUAUGCCAUUGCGUACCACCUUCUGGAAGAUUAUGAGAUGGCAGCGAAGAUUGUGGAAGAGUUCCGCAAAACACAACAGACAUCUCCGGAUAAGGUGGAUUACGAGUACAGUGAGCUGUUGCUGUAUCAGAAUCAGCUGUUGAGGGAGGCUGGGCUUUUCAAAGAAGCUCUCGAUCACUUGACCAGCUAUGAAAAACAAAUUUGUGACAAACUGGCUGUGGAGGAGACACGAGGAGAGCUUCUUCUGAAACUGGAUCGGGCUGGUGAAGCUACAGAGAUCUAUUACCGACUGCUGGAGAGAAACCCUGAGAACUGGAGCUACUAUCAAGGGCUAGAGAAAGCACUCAAACCAAAGAGUGCAGAGGAGAGACAGAAAAUCUAUGAAGAUGCCUGGGUUAAGUAUCCAAAAGGCCUGGUGCCAAGAAGACUUCCUCUCAGCUUCCUCACAGAUGAGAAGUUUAGAGAGUGUCUGGAUCGGUACCUGCGGAUGAACUUCAGCAAAGGAUGCCCGCCUGUCUUUACCACGCUCAAGUCAAUCUACCCUCAUAAAGACAAGGCGGCGAUAAUUGAGGAGUUAGUUGUGGGCUAUGAAAAAAGUUUGAGAUCCUGUAAAAUGUUCAACCAAAAUGAUGAUGGGAAAAUGGAGCCUCCCACCUCUUUACUAUGGGUUCAGUAUUUCCUGGCCCAGCAUUUCAACCAUAUCGGCAAACAGAUGCUUGCCCUAGAAUACAUCAACGCAGCCAUUGAAAGCACCCCCACCCUCAUAGAGCUCUUCCUCAUCAAAGCGAAGAUAUACAAGCAUUCAGGUAACAUCCGUGAAGCUGCUCGUUGGAUGGACGAGGCCCAGGCUCUCGACACUGCUGACCGCUUCAUUAACUCCAAGUGUGCUAAGUAUUUGAUCAAGGCUGGCCUUAUCAAGGAGGCAGAGGAGAUGUGUUCCAAGUUCACACGGGAAGGUACUUCUGCAGUAGAGAAUCUGAAUGAGAUGCAGUGCAUGUGGUUCCAGACAGAGUGCGCUCUGGCCUACAAAUCCUUGAACAAAUACGGAGAGGCGCUGAAGAAGUGCCAUGAAAUUGAGAGACACUUUGUGGAGAUAACGGACGACCAGUUUGACUUCCACACAUACUGCAUGCGGAAGAUGACACUGCGCUCGUACGUGGAUUUGCUCCAACUGGAGGAUGUGUUGCGCAUACACCCUUUCUACUUCAAGGCAGCGCGCACGGCCAUUGAGAUCUACCUCAGCCUUCAUGAUAACCCGCUUUCUGAUGACAACAAGGAGUCACAGGCAGACAAUGACAACCUGACGGACAAAGAGCUGAAAAAGUUGCGAAACAAACAGAGACGUGCCCUAAAGAAAGCUCAGUUAGAGGAGGAAAAGAAGAAUGCUGAAAAAGAGAAACAGCUGAAGAACCAAAAGAAGAAAAAGGAAGAGGAUGAAGAGGAGAUUGGAGGACCUAAAGAGGAGCUAAUACCAGAAAAACUGGCAAAGGUUGAGAAUCCUCUAGAAGAAGCGGUUAAGUUUCUGACUCCCCUGAAGAAUUUAGUAAAGAAUAAAAUAGACACGCACCUACUGGCCUUCGAGAUCUACUGCAGGAAAGAAAAGUAUCUUUUGAUGUUGCAGUCGAUCAAGAGAGCUUACUCAUUGGACCCUGAUCACCCCUGGCUCCACCAGUGUUUAGUGCGAUUCUUCAAAGGAGUGUCAGACAGUAAGGGCAUGCCCGAGGCAGUGCAGACGGUUCUGAAGCAGGAGAUCACGAAACUGUUCGGCGAGAGCGACCCCAAGACCUUCAACCAGAAUUUCCUGAGCAAGCAUGCCAAUUCAAUACCACACAGAUUUGCAGCUUCUAAGAUGAUGGUCUGUCUGGACCCCUCCUCUGAGGGCAUGGCUGCAGAGCUUGCUACCUCUUUGAAUGAGUCCUUGACGGGCAGAACAAUUCAGACGUGCACAGAGGUGACCCAGGCUUUGAGGGAUGGCAGUCUGGGCUCGCAGCAGGAGAAAGUUGUCGAAUCGUAUCGUGCAUUGUGCCACGGUCUCUACCCCUACGCCCUGGCUUUCAUGCCCCCUGGAUACCAGGACAACUCUGCAGUGACCACCAAUGGUGACCUGUCACCCUGCGACCAUGAGGACAUGCCCAAUGAGAUGUGAGCAUUUUUAGGAAAGAGCAGGGAGGCCCUUUUUUGGCCGUCAGCAUUUUGAAACCAGACGCCCCACAGAUGUUCAGACUCUACUGCACUAACGAGACCACAGUUACCUUCCGCCUUCACUUCCACUCACGGGAGCGAGCGAGCGAGCAAGCAAUAUGGGAAAAUAUCUGUUUUACUUCUUUUCUUUCUAUCUGCUUUUUUUUUUUUUUUAAAUGGCCAAUUGCGUCUCUUAUGCUAGAACAGAAUAAACGGUAUUACAGAAAAUGUAAAAGAUUGAGAAAGACCGUCACAGUGAUCUUAUUUGGCCUAAGUCAUGUUUAUCAGACAAAGACAUCUGCUUUUCAUGUUUUUAAGAGUAAUUUAUAUAAAAUAAUAUUAAAGAGAACAGAAUAAUAUCAAAAGGAGCAAUACUUUGGAUCCUGGUUUUACUAACAUGGUCGUGUGCCAAACCUGUGGGGCGGAUGUUUAGAUGCAGAUAACGGCACCUGUUGAGAGGGGACUGGGUGGAGGUCAGGGGGAGUGUGGCAGUGAAUUAUUGUUGCAUUGUGUUGCUGGGCACAAAGCAGUUUCAGGAUCAGCCACCAGGGGAAACCAGCAGUCAAAGCCCAAUAUGACUGUCAGGAGGAGACUUUGUUCAGUCAAUAAGUUGAUAGUAGAAUUGAUUGAAAGGUUACCUGGAGUACCGAGGAGAGGCAGACUUGCAUCUCUUUAUUUUUCUCUUUCGUCCUCUGUUGCCUUUCGGUUAUUCGGCGAAUGUCUUCGAGGUGGCAUCUAUUGGACUUGUAGGACUUUUACUGUGACUGUUUCUUUUGGGUUUGUUUGGCUUAUUUUAUUUUUCUUCCACUCAUUGUUUGGGUUCUCACAUGAUGGUUUCAAACUUUUGGUUUAUAAUUAUUUUGUUUUUUUCCAUAAUGCAAGACUACAACAAGCAAGUCUGAAUUCUGAGAACAUGUUUCAUCAUUUGACACUCAUGCAGUUACAAAUAAAACAAAAUAACAUUA